Messenger RNA from Hypanus sabinus (Atlantic stingray), 5779 nucleotides. RefSeq names its product major facilitator superfamily domain-containing protein 6-like. The transcript has 7 exons. Gene Ontology annotation, cellular component: plasma membrane. The coding region runs from base 526 to 2958 and encodes 810 amino acids. Lineage: Eukaryota; Metazoa; Chordata; Chondrichthyes; Myliobatiformes; Dasyatidae. Gene Ontology annotation, biological process: antigen processing and presentation of exogenous peptide antigen via MHC class I. The record is from RefSeq and is a predicted model, not a curated record.
CACCCGCCCCCCCCCCCUCUCUCCCUGCAGAUGCUGCCUGACCCUCUGAGUAUUUCCAGUGAAUUUGUUUCGCUACGAUGACUCCUGUCACGCUGGGGUCACGUCUCCGAUGAGCCUCCUCACGGGGCCGGUUGGCUCAAGCCGAGGGUUGUUGUCCUGUGCGCGGUAGCUGCCCGUGAUGCAUUGUUCAGCAGGGUGGCGGGUGUGUCCUGCCUCGCCGAUCGCGGCGCCGAGGGUGCAGUGCCGGCUUCCUGCCGCCGAAGCUCAGUCGGAACUUCAGUGAGACAGGUGUUCGGGCCCAGUCUCGCCCCAACGUCUCCGGCCUCAUGUGCCAUUAGAAAGAGCUCGCCACCGGGAGGGUUCCAGCUGCGGAGGCGAGGGGGUGCUGUACCUACUGCUGGCGCCGGUAUGGACGCAUUCAGAGCUGUUAUGUAAACCGAGACACCGAGUGACAGGAAAGGAACGGCUCCUUUUACCUUCCUGUUCGAGGAUAUUAUUGGAAGUUGAGCAUCUCACCAAGUAACAAUGGCGAGUGAAGACAAAGUUGCCAUCCUUUCUGAUGAUGAAGAGGAACAAAAGACAAAAUAUAUUCUUGCUGAGCCUUUCAACACACUAUCAACUGAAGAAAGAAAUGAAUCCUCCUCCACUCCUGCUCACUUAGAAACAGAAACAGCAGAAGCAGAGGAACCCGACUGGCUGGAGAGACGUUGCAUAAAGAUUAGUGAUGAUCUUCUUGUUUCCAAAGUAUUCUACUUCUUCUUCUACUCUGGCUACGGUUCAUUAAUCCCACUACUGCCAGUGUAUUACAAGCAGCUUGGCAUGUUGGCCAGCCAAAAUGGACUCUUGGUGGGAAUAAGAUAUUUUAUAGAAUUCUGCAGUGCACCUUUCUGGGGAAUAAUUGCAGAUCGAUUUAGAAAAGGGAAGGCUGUCCUUCUCUUUUCACUUAUGUGUUGGAUUGUUUUCAACCUUGGAAUUGGUUUUGUGAAACCUGCCAGCAUAAAGUGUGAAUCAAGGAGUCCAGUACCUACCACAGCAGCUCCAAAUAUCUCCACAUCCUCAAUGAUUUCUACUGCAAUGACUACACACCACUCAACUCAAAACAACUCCAACAGAAGUCAGAGACAUAAAAGAGAUAUUUUACCCAAUCAGCCUUUUGGAUAUGUUGGAAACCAUGGUAUUUCUUUGUCGUUGUUUAAUGCAGAACAAGAUCACAUCUUGCAGAAAAGAUCUGCGCCAGGUACUGACAAUUCAACAACAAAUCCAAACAGGACAUUGUACACUACUACCACCUUGACCUCAACAGUGAAGGCAGACAAACAGAUCACUUACGACUUGAGAGAAGUUGAAAAUAUUUUCCUACUGAUUCUGUUGGUUGUUAUCAUUGGAGAGUUUUUCAGUGCUCCUGCAGUCACUAUCGUGGACACUGUUACUUUACAAUAUCUUGGCAAACACAGAGACCGAUACGGAUUGCAGCGAAUGUGGGGCUCCUUAGGCUGGGGCUUAACUAUGCUGGCAGUUGGCAUCUCAAUCGACCAUACUCACAUUGAUGUCCUUAUAGAAGGUGAUGGUUGUCAAAUCACAGAUUAUAAGAACUACAGAAUAACUUUUAUUGUUUUUGGUGUUUUGAUGUCUAUAGCAUUGAUUGUAUCAACCCAAUUCAGAUUUGAUUACAGUCAUUUAAAAACUGAGGAGAACAAAAGAGAAGAUGCUAUCGAAAUUCAGCAAAUGGCUCAGAAUUCUUCAGUGGGUGGUUCUGAAGUCAAUGGCAAUGCUGAAGCUUCCAGGGGCACAGAGAGAAGGACAUUUGAAUUUAAUGUGCUGCUGAGAAUAAUUUGCAGUGUGCAAUAUGGUUCUGUGCUAUUUGUAGCCUGGUUCAUGGGCUUUGGUUACGGCUUUGUAUUCACAUUCCUCUACUGGCAUUUGGAAGAUCUGAAUGGGUCAACUACACUCUUUGGAAUCUGCUCAGUCCUCAGCCAUAUCUCAGAACUGACAGCCUAUUUCCUGAGCCAUAAGCUGAUCGAACUGGUGGGUCACAUUAGGGUACUGUACAUUGGUCUGGCUUGUAAUACAGCUCGUUAUUUAUAUAUCUCGUAUGUGGAAAAUGCAUGGUAUGUCCUACCUAUGGAAGUGUUACAAGGUGUUACCCAUGCAGCAGUGUGGGCUGCAUGCAUCUCUUAUCUGAGUGCUGCCGUCCCUCCUGCAUUGAGAACUUCUACUCAAGGAAUCCUACAAGGGCUCCAUUUAGGUUUGGGCCGAGGCUGUGGUGCUAUGGUGGGAGGAGUAAUGGUGAAUGCCUUCGGUGCUCAACAAACGUUCCGUGGCAUUGGAAUGGCCUCUUUGGUGAUUCUCCUACUUUUUGCCUUAAUCCAGUGGUUGGCAGUGCCCGAUGAAGAUGAAGAAAAGAAGAUGCUGGCAGAACGGAUUCCAGUUCCAUCCAGUCCUGUUCCCAUAGCGACUAUCGAUCUUGUACAGCACCACUCGGAUAGCAUUAUGCCCCAUCUUGAAACUAAACUCCCUCUGAAAAAGACCAAGUACCAAGAGGAGCAGGAAGAUGUUACAAAACCAGCCUGGACCGUCAGCUCAUCGCCUUGGGUCAAUAUUGUGUUUGCCCUUUAUCAGGUUAUUGAGAUGGCAAAGCUGGCAAAGGCAGAUGCACCAAUUCAGCAUCAAGUUCUACAGGAGGCCAGUGACCACCCAGUACGCCCAGACUCUUGGCCAGUUGGGGUCUCAGCACAGCCUGAACCUCCAUCUGUUUGUAGCAAGCAAGCAAAGCCAGAAGUCCUCAUUGCUACCUCUAAUCUGGACGAGCAGGUCAGUGUAAACCCAGAGAAGGGAAACAAACAGCCAGAGUUGCCUAGGAACUUUAUCCCUCUACCAGGAAAUGGAAACCCAAAUAUUAAUCCAGUUUCACCUCACCAAACAAGCACUCAACAAAGUCAGAAGGACACCUCUUCUUGAUUAAACUAAAGGAUUACUUCAGUCGCUUUAAGAACAAUGUAUUCAAUUUUCCCUUAAGGACUUCUAAAGAAAACUAAACAGUGGAUAUUUUUUUCAAGAAUGCAUUGUUCCACAGUAUGUCCAUGUUGUCAAUACAGCAUUGAAUGGCUUAUGUGUAUCUCAGAAAUGAGAAGGUUCUAUCUUGAUUGUUUUUGUUGUGUUUUUAGGAUAUCAAUAGCAAAUGUAAGUGCCUGUUCAUAUCUUAAUAUGAAAUUCUGUCUAUCCAAAAUGCUCAAUGUUUGCCUCAAUUUUUAAAACCCUGCACUGAGACAUUAAAAUGUAGCUAUAUUAAUUCUUGAUGAAACAUUGUACUUAUAAACCAAGAUGUCAUCGCAACGUACAGGAAACAAGUCACAUCAGUAAAGUAUAUUUUUGUUAAACAUAACCAGCUCAGAAUGAAAUUUGAAAACUGAGUCCAGAGCAAAGAAGCUGUUCGUUGUCAAAGAGUAUAUCUGUCAAAAUGAUUCUGGGCAUCUCUUAAGUACGUGCUUGAAAUACUGACUGAUGGAAAAAGUCUUCUUUCAACAUGUUGUUGCACUAAGUAAUAUCUGUAUUCUAAUAUCUGAUGACAGAAUUAAGAAAGCUGCCCUUGAAGUUACUGAUGGUUUGAUGUUAUGAUUCUUGCUGUGGUUUCAGCGGUUAGUCCAUUUUCAUUUGAAAUGUAGAAAGUAAUGUUUCAAUAUUUUUGGUGUACAAUUUUGGGAGCACUGAUACUAAUUCCCUGAGAUUAAAUGUUUUGAGGAAAAUUCUCUCCAAGUUUUUCUGGCAAGUUUGGGUUUAGAAUCUUCUCUGACAAUUAAUUAAGAAUCCACAAUAUAUGUUCAGUGACCAAAACUAAACUGCCUAAACCAAAGUUUCUUCUCUUAUCCUAGAAAACAAAAGAUAUAAAAGUUAAACAUUUGAAAAGAUCUGUUCAUCUUUGAGAAAACUGUGGCUGGAUUUUGCAGUUAGAUCUUGAGAGAAUUUGCCCAUAAAGAUCUUCCAGUCCUCUAUAAAGACAUCUGUUGCUAUCAUUAGAGGAUCCAAUGCAUCCAGAAUAUCAUUGUGCUGUGUUGGCUGAGCAGCCCAACCACAGCAUAAGAAUUCUCAGGAAGAAAAAAAAUGUUUAACUGAUAAAUAAUGAAUCAUUAUUAAAACAUCAAACUUUAUUUGAAAAAAAUAACUUACUAAAAUUACAUAAGAUACUUACGUGACAGAAUUUCAUUUUCAAAUACAAAUCAUAAAAUUAAUUUUGGUUCAUUGAGCAAUAAUUGGUGUAGUGAUCCAUUAAUGACUUUGUUAGAUCUCAUGCAACAAUGCAUAAUAUUUUGGAGUAUUUUACAUUGAGUACAGUUUGUAAAUACUUAACAUUUUCAUAAAUUCAGCUAAUUUCCCUGAUUAUACAACAACCUGGUGAUGGGAUCCCAACUUAUUUAAUGAUUUCCACAUUAAAAAUCCUCAUAAUUCUAGCUGCUGUUAAAUUUGCAAUGCAAGGAAAGUGAAUGCUGAUGGUGUUAACUUUAUCAUCACACAAAAUACAGCCAUUAAUAUGGAGUUGUAAACUGCACACAGAUUACUCAACAACAUGCACCCAAAGAUCUGAUGUUUCUAAAAUUUGUAUUUCCUUGCUUAUAACUGAAAGGAAAUCCAAAUUUUGUUGGAAAAUGUCUUGGAAUUUAACUUUCAUCUUCAAUCUCAGCAGUAUUUUCUAUGUAUUGCUAAGGUAGGUAGAUUUGAUUUUGAAAAUAACAUUUUUGUGAUAGAAUAAGUCAGAAUAUAAAUAGUCUUGGUGGUGGUUGUGGGUAGGGAUAAGGGCAAAAAGAAGAUUCACAAUGAAUUAGGUGGCACAGUAGCGUAAUGGUUAACAUAAUGCUCUACAGCGCCAGCAAUCUGGGUUCAGUUCCUGCUGCUGACUGAAGAGUUUGUACGUUCUCCCAUGAUUGUGUAGGUUUCCUCCCACAUCCCAAAGACGUACAGGUUAGUAAGUUAAUUGGUCACCUGGGUGUUAUUGGGAACACAGGCUCGUUGGGCCUGAAAGUGUCUAUUUCUGUGUUGUAUCUCCAAAAAAAAAAUGAAGGCGACUUGGAAGGAGAGGGAAUUAGAUUAAAAAGGAACUUUAAUACUUGAUAGCUGGUAGUCACGCACAUUUUGGAAAUUAAUGACAGCUGUGGGAAAUCCAAAGUAUGUCUUAAACUUGAAGAUUUAUUUUUAAAGCUGAACAAUUUUAUACCCGUGCAGUUGAAGCCUCCUCCCUGUCAAUACACAGGCUUCAAAUCACGGUAAAUUGCAUCUGAAUGUUUGAUUUGGCAGCAAUGAGGAUUGACUCAUUUUUGCUUAGAUGUAGAUAAGGUGUGGAGACUAGAUACUAGAAUCUCAAGCAAAAUGAAAACAAAUCACCGGAGGAACUCAGUGGAUCAAAUAGGUAUCUCUGAGAGAGAAGCAAUGUCAAUGUUUUAGGCCAAGAUUCUGCAUCAUGGCUCAAUGCAGGGUCUGAACCCAAAAUCUCAACAGUUUCUUUUCUCUCUCCACCCCCGCCCCACGCAGUUGUUCCUCAACCCACUAAGUUCCUGUAGUUGUUUUGUUUUGCUGUUGGUAAGGUGUUGGUAGUUUGUAAAAUGGUUGGUGCCUUCAGUCUAUUAAAACAGUAUUUAAAAACUAUUAAUUUUUAUAGUGCUUUUUGUGUGUUGAUAUUUUGGGAUUGUUUCUGUAGAGUUAUAAAAUAUUAUUGAAUUGUACAGCAAUUGUGUUAGUGCUGAGAAAACUGUUAAAUUGAUAAUUUUAUUAAUAAAAUGUUGUUUCAAGA